UUCUAUACAAAACACACAAGAAGCUCCCUCCCUCCCUCCCUCCCUCAAAGAAAAAGCAAAGAAUGUUCAACAUUUUAAAAUUCAAAAACUCUACAACACAGAUCCACAUAUAGCCCAACAACACAACAAGACCAAACCUUUAUUACUCUCCAUUUCCUUUCCUUUCCUUUUCCAUAUAACAAAAACAAGAAAUUUAGCGAAGCAGAUGGGUGCUUACAGGGCUGAUGAUGACUAUGAUUAUCUAUUCAAGGUAGUGUUAAUAGGUGAUUCUGGUGUUGGAAAAUCCAAUCUUUUGUCAAGAUUUACGAAAAAUGAAUUCAGUUUGGAAUCCAAAUCCACUAUUGGUGUUGAAUUUGCCACACGUAGUAUCCAUGUUGAUGAUAAAGUUGUCAAGGCUCAGAUUUGGGACACUGCUGGCCAAGAAAGAUACCGUGCAAUUACUAGUGCAUAUUAUCGAGGAGCCGUUGGUGCCUUGCUUGUCUAUGAUGUCACUCGACAUGUCACUUUUGAGAACGUGGAGAGAUGGCUAAAGGAGCUUCGUGAUCACACCGAAUCCAACAUCGUGAUUAUGCUUGUGGGAAACAAGGCAGAUUUGCGUCACUUGCGUGCAGUUACUACUGAGGAUGCCACUGCAUUUGCUGAGAGAGAGAACACUUUUUUCAUGGAGACCUCUGCCCUGGAGUCCUUGAAUGUUGAAAAUGCUUUCACAGAAGUGCUCACUCAGAUUUAUCAUGUAGUCAGCCGGAAGGCUCUUGAUGUUGGGGAUGACCCUGCAGCCUUGCCCAAGGGACAGACUAUUAAUGUUGGCAAAGAUGAUGUAUCAGCUGUGAAAAAGGUUGGAUGCUGCUCCGCAUAGUCAGAAUAGAUGAAGAAAGGAGGUAUUGGUGGUAAUAUUUUCUCCUAUUUUAUAAUUUGCUUUUUUAUUAUUUGAAGUCGCCUUUCAGACAACAAGAAUGUUCAGAUGGAUAGUUGUAGUCCAAUUGCUUGCCUAGAGACAAGCAAACUUGUUGAAGUCGAGAGAAAGCUUAAGAAGGGGGUAUGGAUCCAAGAGGCUUUUGCAUUUGAUUGCCAUUCCUUUUUCUGAUUAUUCUUUUGUAAGUUUGUUCCUUGGAGUGUUGUUGUAAUUUGUAGACAGUUUCAACCCUCUAGUUUAGAUUCAAAUUUAUUGCUUGAAUUUGGAAGCUGUUAAGGCAAUUGCUCAACUUGAUUGAUUGAUCGAUUCUUGAUUUAUUAUUUUA
Messenger RNA from Populus trichocarpa (black cottonwood), 1238 nucleotides. Its product is annotated as ras-related protein RABA1f. The transcript is spliced from 2 exons. Gene Ontology annotation, molecular function: GTPase activity; GTP binding. Gene Ontology annotation, cellular component: endosome. The record is from RefSeq and is a predicted model, not a curated record. Lineage: Eukaryota; Viridiplantae; Streptophyta; Magnoliopsida; Malpighiales; Salicaceae. Bases 206 to 856 code for a protein of 216 amino acids.